Molecule: messenger RNA, 1596 nt
Organism: Coffea arabica (coffee)
Lineage: Eukaryota; Viridiplantae; Streptophyta; Magnoliopsida; Gentianales; Rubiaceae
Source: RefSeq, a predicted model, not a curated record
ACUAUCACUGUUCAUCUCUAUUUCCACGUUACCUUCUCCACCAAUGCAGCUCUUCUACAGUUUCAAGUCAAACGGGGAAGUUGCCUGUGUCGGAGAAGAAACUUUUCCGGAAAAAGAAGGUGGCUGCUCAACAUCCAUUUAACCCCGUCAGAAGAGCUCCUUGUCUUGUUUCUCAUAAAGUUAAACCUUCGAUGGGCAAAUAUGUGUUUGUGAAGCCUACACGAAAAAGGAUUACUUGCAUGCAGAAGGAAAAUACUAUCAACAAGAAGCCCAAAAGAGAAAGUUGUCCUCCUAUGAAGGUAAAAAUUGAAGUUGACGAGAUGCGGAUAACAUGCUAUGAUGAAAUGAUGGAGAAAAAUGUUGAGUCUUCACAUGCGGGUAGUGACAAAACCAAAUCCUCUCCCCAGGAAAACAGGAAGCAGAUAAUGUGCUAUAGCAAAAAUGUGGAGACAAGUAGUGAUUCUUCAAUGGCUGGUUCUGAUAAAGCAAAGUCCACCGCCCUGUUGGACAGAGCAAAUGAAUUUGUAGCAAAGUUGCCAUCAGAUGAUCCUAACUUUGUGAAGCUGAUGCUUCCAUCACAAGUUAGUGGCGGAUUUUGGUUGCAAUGGCCUAAGGAUUUCUGCCAAAAACACAUGCCCAAGAAAGAUGAAUACAUUGUUUUGUUGGACGAGAAUGAAAAAGAAUAUGACAUCAAAUAUCUUGCACAGAAGAGUGGAUUGAGUGGAGGAUGGAGAGGUUUCUCCAUUAAACACCAAUUAUCUAAAGGAGAUGUGCUAAUUUUCCAAUUGGUCGACUCUAACAAAUUUAAAUUUAAGGUUCAUAUUUUCAAAGCUAAAGGAGGCUCAAGAAAACUUGAAAGGGACAAUGGCCUUUUGAACUCAGAAGGCAAAGUUGCAUCAGAAAUUGCUAAGGAUGUGAAGGAAACUGAGAGUUUCAACAUUCUUUGGAAUGGUGAAGUCAUAGACUCAGAGAUAUCCGAGCAUGUUCGAAGCCAAUACUAUCAAUUGUGCUGCAGUCAAAAAUCAGGUCUUCAUGAUGGUCUUGUCAAAUGCAUAGAUAAGAAGUUGGCUGCUGGCAUAAUAUCUGAAACCGUAAAGAUUGCUGAUGCCAUUAGAGCUGCCGAGAUUACUACCACCUCGUGCAAUGAUGUCCAACGUUGGGACCAAACUCUCAAGGGCUUCGAAGGAAUGGGCAUGAAUGUUGCAUUUCUACGUGCAGCUAUAAAGAACAUACUGGACUCCAUCCAGCGCAAACAACAGGAGAAGAUUAAACGAAAGACAAAUGAAAGAGCUCAAGCUGAGAAGGAGAUGAGAAAUCUUGAAACCCAACUUGCGAAUGUGAAAAAGAAGAUCAGAGUUCUGGAUGAUGAAAUCAAUAAUGUUCUUAGAGCACAAAAUGAAAAGCACGAGCACUCGUUCAAGGAAGCUGCUAGUGCUCCCUCAUGAAUGUUGCUAUCAUGAUAUAAAAAUUGAUACUCGUGAGUUCUGAUACAAAAGACUAGCUUGGAUGGAUGAGAUUGGAAUAUGUUAUUCGAAUCGCUGUUUAAUGACUGCUGAUUCAAGCCUGAAUGUAUCUUCUGGUAUAAAAAAGUUAAAA